This is a messenger RNA of Pogona vitticeps (central bearded dragon), 2581 nucleotides long. RefSeq names its product EEIG family member 2 (gene EEIG2). The record is from RefSeq and is a predicted model, not a curated record. NCBI's taxonomy places the organism in Eukaryota, Metazoa, Chordata, Lepidosauria, Squamata, Agamidae.
AUGGGUGCACUGGGAAAACCCAAUGAGCUGGAGCUGGACGAGCUCUCCUCUGUCCCCUUCGUCAACGGGAUCCUCUUCUGCAAGGUGCGGCUCCUGGACGGGGGCAGCUUCAGCGGAGAGUCCUCCAGGGAGGUGGUACAAGCAAACUGUGUUCACUGGAAAAAGAAGUUCUUAUUUAUGUGUAAAAUGAGUGCAAGUGCCACUACAGGAGUUUUGGAUCCCUGCAUCUGCAGAGUGUCUAUACGGAAGGAAUUAAAAGGUGGGAAGGCCUAUGCAAAGCUGGGUUUUGCAGACCUCAACCUGGCAGAGUUUGCUGGAUCAGGAAAUACCACUCGUCGCUGUUUACUUGAAGGUUAUGAUACUAAAAACACAAGGCAGGACAAUUCAAUUCUCAAAGUCUUGAUCAGCAUGCAGCUAAUGUCUGGAGACCCAUGCUUUAAAACGCCUCCAUCUACAGCAAUGUCUAUAUCAAUUGCCGGAGAACCAGAAUCCCUACAUGAAGACAGGAAGGGUGUAGAGAACACAAAAUCAUCACAGCUAGCUGUAUCAGAUCUUGCACCUAAGAGCACCUCUGUUCCAGAGGAAUUUGGAGCAUGUGGGCAUUCUAGGACCUCUAGCUAUGCCAGCCAGCAGUCAAAAGUGUCAGGGUACAGCACUUGCCAUUCCAGAUCAUCUAGUAUCUCUGAUCUUUGCCAUAAGAGAAAUACCUCUGUGGGAAGUACAUCAACUGGCAUAGGUAGCAUUCUAGAGCCAUGUGGAGAGGCUGAAAUGAAAAGAAGUGACAGUAAUUUAGAGAUGCCCAUGAAAGAGGCGCCCCCUGAAAAAUUAAACAGGCACCCAGUGAAACAGGAUUCUGUGGAAUCACAGCUAAAGAGGGUUGAUGCCACCCGAGUUGAUGCAGAUGACAUUGUUGAAAAAAUACUGCAGAGUCAAGACUUCAGUUUGGAUUCAAGUGCAGAAGAAGAAGGACUAAGACUUUUUGUUGGUCCUGGAGGGAGUACUGCUUUUGGAAGUCAUCACUUACCUAACAGAGUAGGAUCUGGAGCAUAUGAACAAGUAGUGAUUAAACGCUAGAAGAUCUGGACUAAAAUGGCAGAACUCUUCGAUUUCCAAUGUUUACUUCCUUCCUAAUGCUACUGGAGAUGGGCUUCUCCAACAUGCCAGCACACAGUGGCUUAAGUUAUCAGUUCGGGUUCCUUAUACCAAAAUGCUCUCUUCUGUAUCAACCUGUGGUGUAAGGCAGUUUUUCAUCUUGUACUUUGCCAGCCACUGUAGGUAUGUUGGUGGAUUUAUUACAGCAUUAUAUGUGUAAAUCAAAGUACUGUUUUUGGAGACAGGAUAAAUGAUGCACAAUAUGUUGAAACUGUCUCAGUAUGUAGGAAUGCAUACAUACAGUAAUAUUAUCUGUUUGAAGCUUUGUUUUUCAUAAGACCUCAGAGGCAGAAGCAUUAUCUGUGUCAGUUUUCUAUAGUACUUUUAACAUUGACUAGUUGUUUGUCAAACUAGAAUAUGGAAAUCAGACAUGCUACUUUGAGGAAAUGACUCAGGCAGCAAGCUUGCAGGAAUUAAGAUUAAACAUUACUACAAAUGUGCAUAACUUUCAGUUAUAUACAAGAAAAAGUUUAUUAAAAAUGAGGGAGUGGAUCUCGGAAAAUUUGAAUAGGAUAUAUGGAUGUAUGUAAUUACUAUUUAAAAUGCAGCAUUUCAUGCUAGGGAGGAGACUAAGGCCCUUAGAAAUAUAAUUGAAUACUGUUUAAUUGUGCUGAUGUUUAAUUUGUACCAAAAAUUGAAACUAUAGUAUCAUAGGUAUUCUAUAGGAAUUCAAAGCUUGUUUGAGGGUAACUUGUAAUGAACAGCUUGGCAUAUGAAGUAGCAUGUUCAUCUUAUAAAAUCUCAAAUUGAAUUUUGAAAGAGUGCCUUGCUCUGAGCUAAAAUGAACAUUAACUAUUUUUAAAGAGCUUUCAGAAUUAGUAAACAGUUAAUCUCUGAUUAGUUUAUGCUGCCCAGAGCACUUUAUAUAGCAACUUUAUUCACUCCAUUUGAAAACUUUAACUGAGACAUCCACAAAUAAUAUUUCUGUAGUUUGUAUCACAAUUAUAAGGUUUUUGCCUUGUUGUGCAAAUAUAUGUGUACUGUUUUCCAGAGCCAUAAUGUUGCAGAUGAACAGGGCAAUGUAUGGAGCACAUAACCCUUAAAAUACUGACUAUAUGGAAUCCCUAAUGAGUAUUUUGCUUUAGCUCUGUCGCAUUUUCAAUUGGGUCUCAUUUAAAUCCCAUUCUUUUACUGGGCUAUUUGUAGACAACACUUGAUGGAAAUUGUGCAGGUCAACAUUUCUGCUGGAAUUCUUACUAUAAACGGUAUACAGAUUUGCACAAAAGGAAUAAUGCAGUGUGCCUAUGCAACAAUUUGAUUAACACAUUUCUAAUAGCCUUAACCCAUUUUAUUUUCGGAACAGGAUUUUAGGCUAAAAACACUGUGAACAAUUUACAAAUGUAUCAACAGUUGGUUAGUAUUCUUGAAGGCUUUCACAGCCGGGAUCUGAUGGUUGUUGUAGGUUUUUUGGGCUCUUUGGCCGUGUUCU